Nerophis lumbriciformis (worm pipefish) is the source of this 1409-nucleotide messenger RNA. RefSeq names its product family with sequence similarity 110 member C (gene fam110c). The record is from RefSeq and is a predicted model, not a curated record. Lineage: Eukaryota; Metazoa; Chordata; Actinopteri; Syngnathiformes; Syngnathidae.
CAGGCAAAGAGCAGAAUUGAAUGGAAUCUUCCACAUGCAAAGACUGAGGAAAAAGCUGCUUUGAGGGCUCAGUCACAUGCACCACUAUGGAAUCACCUAGCGAUACCUCAAAAAUCCUGGAGAAGGGUCCAGAGUACCUUCGAAAGCAGAUGGAACUGGAGAGUGAGGUGAAAGGACCAAUGAGUGCUGUUGAGAGACUUGCUGCGAGCAAACCCAAAUAUGUGAAGAGCCAGCUGGUGGUCAGAUCGACUCAAGAACCGGUCAUCAGCCUGGGAUCUGCAUCCGUUAGCAGCAUGGGGUCCUCCAACUGGAGCUCCAGGCAAUUCCAGGAGUCUCCAAAACAAAGCUCUUCACCGGGAAAUGUAAGACGCUCCAGCUCCAAAAAGCGCCCCGACUCCCUUUUGCUUUACAGACAGAAAUGUGAACUAUUAAGAGGGGCUGGAAAUGACCGCAAACAUCACAUAACGCGGAAACUUCUUCUCAACGCCGCCAGGGUAAGCAUUACCUUACCUGAGACAGCAGAAAAGGAGUGCGGGAGUGAGGACGAGGGGGAAAAGGUCAACCCACCUGAGGAAUAUAGCUCGAGUGCAACGACCCCGACCCUUGGGAGGAGGAAGAAUGUAGUAGAACACGCCACCAAAUGCAUGGAUCCUGGGCAAAAAGAAGGUUUUGGUGGUGUGAACACAAUUGCCAACCGGCUGAAGGUUCCUAUCAGGAGGAGCAAAGGUGUCGCCCGAUCCCGCUCGGACAUCAGCUCCAGGUACUCCAAGAAUUUUGCAGACUUCGACGCCUUCUUCAAGUACUGCGGCCUGGACGGGGAGGUCAUCGAGUCACUGGGAAAGGAAAACUUCUCGGCGCGCUCGGACGAGAUCGCGAUGAAACUGCGAAGCGUCAGCGUGUCCACGUCGGACGACGGCUUCUCCAGGAACAGCGACGACAGUGAUGGGCUGCAGGAGGACGUGUUACGCAAAAAGAUCCGACAGGGGACAUCCGUCAUCGAGCGGAAUGCACGCAUAAUCAAGUGGCUGUACAGCUGCAAAAAUGCUGCAGAGAGCGGCAAAAAGUUGAGGGACCUUGACUAAAAAUGUUCAGGGGAGACUAUCUAUAGCUGGUAUUCCCUGGCAGGGUUCGGAAGACAUGCAUCAGUUUGAGAAAAACAAUGAGAAACAUCUUCUUUAAAGCUGCUUAGAGAGCUUUAGUUAUGGUUUAAGGCGAAAUUAACAGAUUUUUGGUUACUACAGUGUGCAAACAGAGUCUGAGGUGAGCAGAAAAAGUUUUUUGGGGGAGUCGAUUGUAAAUUCCCGAUAGGACAGGGGUGUCAAACCACAUGGAGGAAAAUCUAUUCCCAAGUGGGCCGGUAUGGUAAAAUCAUGGCAUGAAAACUUAAAAAUAAAGACAACUCCAGGUUG